This is a messenger RNA of Aquila chrysaetos chrysaetos, 5387 nucleotides long. RefSeq names its product N-ribosyldihydronicotinamide:quinone reductase 2 (gene NQO2). Gene Ontology annotation, molecular function: NAD(P)H dehydrogenase (quinone) activity. NCBI's taxonomy places the organism in Eukaryota, Metazoa, Chordata, Aves, Accipitriformes, Accipitridae. The transcript has 6 exons. The record is from RefSeq and is a predicted model, not a curated record. Bases 362 to 1054 code for a protein of 230 amino acids. Gene Ontology annotation, cellular component: cytosol.
AGCGCCCAGCCCCUCCUGCGCGGAGGCGGCGCGUCCGGCUCGGUCCCUGGGUGAAGCGGGCGGGCGAGCGAGAGCCGCUCGGCGCUGGUCCGGCGGCCCGGGGGCGAACCGGCGCUCGGUCCUGCCGGCCGAGGGCUGGGCGAGGCCCGGCGUGAGGCGGGUGCGGGGCCCGCCUCUCCCGCCGGCGGCGAGCCCGUCCCCUCGCAGCCCCUCCGCCUCCACGCGGAACGGUACCUCUCCCGCUGAAACAGCGGUUUUCCUUGUACCUUUUCCUGCUGUUUCUCACGCGAGAGAAUUCGUCAUUUGAGUUCACAGGCCGCGUCGGAGUCUCAAGACAGAAGCUACUCGGUGCUUCCCGAAAAUGGCAGGGAGAAAAGUCCUGAUAGUCUAUGCACAUCAAGAGCCCAAGUCCUUGAACGGAUCUUUGAAGAGGGUUGCUGUGGAAGAACUGAGCAAGCAGGGCUGCAGUGUAACAGUGUCUGAUUUAUAUGCAAUGCAGUUCGAGCCAAGAGCAACAAGAAAUGACAUUGUUGGUUGCUUGCACAACCCAGAAGAGUUCAAUUAUGGUGUGGAGACAUGGGAAGCUUACAAGAGAGGAGAUUUGUCCAAUGAUCUGAUUGAAGAGCAAAAGAAGGUGCAGGAAGCAGACUUAAUGAUUUUUCAGUUUCCCUUGUAUUGGUUCAGCAUGCCAGCAAUCAUGAAGGGCUGGAUGGACAGAGUCUUGGUCCAAGGAUUUGCUCACGACUUUCCAAAGUGUUACGAUUCUGGUUUGCUCAAGAACAAAUUAGCCCUGUUUUCUUUCACCACUGGAGGAAGCAGAGAGAUGUAUGCAAAAGGAGGUAUCAGUGGUGAUAUUCGCUACCUCCUGUGGCCCAUCCAGCAUGGAAUCAUGCACUUUUGUGGUGUCAAAGUCCUUGCACCUCACAUCUGCUUUGCUCCGGAGUAUGUGUCUGAGGAGAAGAGGAAGGAGAUGCUGAUUGCCUGGGCCCAGCGUCUGAAGACUCUUUGGAAGGAAGAACCCAUAAACUGCUCUCCUGAGUGGUAUUUCAAGUAAUGUUCACGUACAAGACUACAGAGAGAAGACUUUUUUUUUCCUCCAUUCUUUUUGGUGCUUUAUCUCAACAUCUGAAUGCUAAUCUCCUAAUUCGAAUGUAUUAUAAGUAUCUUGAGUACUACACCUAGCAGCUUAACUGAAAAUAAUAACAUUUAUCUUCAUUGAUUCUUGAGGGAUUCUCUUCAAUGAUCGGUGCAAAACCCUUUGUGAAGAAUUAUCCUUGCUCAUAUAAACAGUGACAUCCUGCCUACAAGUGGUUAAUAACACAAGCAGUAUUUAGUUGCAGAUUAUACCAUUGCUGCUUAUGAAACAGUAAAGUACAUUGUCAGGUUUUUUUUAACAGUUUUUGUACCAGCUGCCACUUUUUUUUGUUUGCCAGGGAAUAUGCUGACCAUACUCAACCUUGUUAUUGCCAAUCCUGUUCUUUUAAAUGAGAGCUCUACACUUGUGCCUUUGAGCUAUGAAGCCAGAUCAUGAAUAACGCAAAAGGCUGUACAGUUGCACACUGACUUAGACAACUGGAAAGCCUUGUGGACAGCCUUAGGCUUUUCCACAUAUUUACAAAGCAAUAUUAAAGCUAUGACAGACACCAGAAGAGGAGAAAAACCAAAUACAAAUAUCAUAUAGGAGUAUGUGCAUGUAUUGCCUUCCUUUAUAAAAUGUAUCUCCCGUUUGUAAAGUAUGUAGUUUCCUAAAAUCAAAGGCAGUUCUGUAUUUUUGUUACCCUAAGUAACGACAAAAAGGAAUCCAAUCUGUUCCCUGCCCUUUCACACCACUCCGUAUUGCUGUUUGGGUAUGGAGGGCUGGGUGCAUCCCCUCCGGCAUCAGUGUAGGUGGGCUUCCUUGGCGAUCUCCAGCACUGGCAGUUGGUGAGGCAGAACACCUACCCUAAAACCUGCAGGAGCACUGUCUGUCUAUGAGCCAGGAUCUAGUAGGACAAAAUGACUGUCUGGCUCUUAACAUCCGUGAUUUUUACCUUGAACUUUAGUGGGAUUAUUUUUGUGUUUGAAAGCUGUUAACCCAUUUUGUGCAUAUGGCAAAGGGUGGGUUUCUCUCUUAGCUACACAAUUUCUUGCUUUAAUCAGCUUACCUAACAGCUGGCUUUGCACUUUGAUAUUAAAAUAACAUGGCCCAAAUAAGAAACGGUCUUCUAAGUCACUGACAAAUGACACUUAGGCCUCUGCACAGAGAGCACGUGUCUGCCAUACAUUCUUUGUAGCAGCCUUGUCAUGCCCCACCCUUAUGUUUCUUUAAGGGCUAUUUGGAUAAUAAACAUGCUGAGCCCAGAUUUUGGAGUGGCAGCGUAAGCUUAUACACCAGGCUGGGAAUUGCUACCACAGGGAAAGAGUCACAUGUUCCUGUUUGUCACUGUAUGAAGUCAAGGUCUAUCUCUAGCAGAGACAGACCCCUGAAAGCAGUGCUGCCCUAAGUUGUUGCAGACGUCUGCUUCAGUGCAUAUGAGUCAAAGUCUUUAGGUUACACAACGAAGAAAUUUGCUUUCGCUCAGUAACUCUGGUAUAGGAAAAAGAAAGUGAAAGAGAAUAAAACGGAAAAUAUUAUACAGAGAAGUUGUGGGAAAAGCAGAUUCUUGCCUAAAAGACCUAAGGAAAACAACUUUAAGUUACCUGAAGAGAGAUUGAAGGACAAAUGCAAAUAUUAAAAUUGGAUGGGAGAGGAAUUAUCCUUAUGUUCACUGCGUUCAGUUACCAGAUUAUUCAAGAAGGAAGGAAAUGGAUAUGAAACCACAAGUUGCAACUGUCAAACCAAAUGUUACUGUGCUGGAUCAAUUGCAGAGCUUAGUGGGUUUAACUGUUAGAUGAAGAAUCUCAGACUGACCUAUGUGAUGAACAUACACUUCUUUACACUAUUUGGCAGAUGCAUGCCAGCUCCCAUACACAUGGUAGCAUUAAGUGCCUAUAUUAGACUGGAUAUUUGUAAUGUAAGUAUACAAGAGUGGCUGUGCUGGGUCAGAACAAGGAUCCUCCAACCCCAAGUUUUUUCUCCACAGUGUUUAUAGGCCAGGAAGAGCAAGCACUUCCCCUGAACACUGUCCUGGGCUUCAACCAUACUUAGUGUGGGGGAUUUCCUGAGCUAUACAUGUUUUCUCUAUAUUUACCAAGCCAAAUAGAUCUCUGCUCUGAAUUUUGUUCAGUCUUCUCUUAAAUUCAUGCCAACUUGAAGCAGCCAAUACUUUUUGGCAAAGUUCAGCAGGUCAGCUUUUCCUUGCAUGAAGCAUUGGAGUGGGGAGUGAUCCCAGGGAGAGUGAAGCACCUGGUUCCCAGUAGCUUCGUUUGAUUCCUCCCAGUCAACAGUAAAUGAUCAGUCCCAUCCACCCUUUUACAUGGUGCUUACAGUUUUGUAGAUGUGUGUCACCUCCUCACCUAAAUAAUCUCCUUCCCAGGCCAUGGAGUCCUGCCCUGCUCAGUUGUUCUUUCAAAGGAAGGCAUUGGCCUUUGGUCACUCUUGUUGCUCUUCUCUGAACUCCUCCAGUCUCACUAUCCCAUUACUGAGAGGAGCAGACCAGCAGUGCAUGUGGAGUCAACUCCAUGACUUUUGGAUUCAUAUGACUUUCUCUGCUCCUUUCCUAAUAAUUUCUGACAUAUGAUUUGCUUUAGCUAAUGUUUUUUCUGUUGUAACCCUAGAUCUUGGCCAUCAGUGGUAAUGGUCAGCUCAGGGGCCAUUAUUUUAUGCAUGAAUUGUAGGAUAAUUCUUUUUCCACAUGCGCACCCCUUUACAUAACUUGAAUUUCACUUCCUGUCUCAUUGCCCAGUCACUCAACCAUUUUUCCAGAGCUCUUCACAAUCUGCUUUCCUUGUCCCCCCUCUUCUAAGUAAUCUGUAUCAUCAGCAAACUUUCUCAACCUCACUGCUCAUAUCCCUUUCCAGAUCAUUUUCAACAGCUCAGAUCCCUGCACUUGUAACCUCCCUCUGUUCUGAAAGCUAAUCAUUUACUGUUGCCCAAUUUGUCCUAUCUUUUAAACACAUCUCCAUGCCAUGACCUUCUUUCUUAUCCCCUACCUGCUUAGUUUCCUUUAAAAAAAAAAAUUGAUACAAGACUUUGUCAAAAGCCUCUUGGAAACACAAGUAAACUGUAUCAGCUGGAUCACCAUUCUGCAUAUGCUUUAACUCCUCCUAAAGUAAUUCUUCAGGUAUAUCAUUCCAAUCUGAAAGCCACUGUACAAGGGGGUAUACGAUAAGGGGGAAACUGAGAACCACUAUUCAACUGUAACUUUCCGCAAUCAAUCUCUGUCCUCAUGUGUGUAGUCUGUUCUCAUACAGAAAUGUUCCAUGUGCCUCAUAAUUCUUGUCACUUUCCUUUAUUUCAUGUCUGGCUCUCCUGUAUGUGUUCAGAGAAGAGGUAAUCAGAGCUGUGAGCUGUAUCUCGGCUGUGGACACAUAACAGAUUAAACCACAUUUGCUGAAGGGUACUGCUCUUGCAGUGCUUUGGAAGCCAGUCAACUGUGCAGUGAUAGGGGGUGCUGAGCCAAGAGUUAAUGUCCUUAUCCUGGCACGCUUUCAGUGCCUGCUAUACAGCACACUAUACAGGGGCACACCUAUGUUCUGGCACAUGCCUUUCAAAAACUCAAGGGAGAAUUUUACUGUGUAGAAAACCAAUAGAGUGGUCUGUGGUUAACAAGGAGAGAGAAAGGAAGUGGCAGUAUCAGUUUCCUAGUAGUACUGGAAAUGUUACAGACAUUUUGAUCUGAAGAAUGCUUGCCCUGCUAAAUCACAUUAUGCUAAAAGUCAAAUGUAGUCCUGUCAAAACAGCAUUGAUUUCAUCAGAAUAAAGCUAGAAUUAGGUGAGUAACCUGUAGCUGCAUUUCAGGCUGGGGGAGAAGACUAUAACAGCAACAUACUUUCCUCUUCCAUUUAGUCUGGGGAUUUGGGUUUUUGUUGCUGGUGGUCGUCUUCUCCCACGUACUUUCAGGCAACUUUCUGGUCUUUUUCUCUACUUGUUCCAAAAAUCAUAACUGAAUUUCUUUUAUUUGAUGUUCUGAUAUGGCAGGUGAAACAUGCUUGCAACUUCAGAAAAACACAAGGAAACAAAUAGAUCCCCAUCUGAACUAUGUUAUCAAGAAGCCUCAUAGCUUAGAGAAACCAAGACUGAUUUCUUGUGGUAAGGUGCUUUCAAUCCAGGUUUCAAGAAAAAUUAAAAUUUAAAGGCGAGUGUGGAUAGUUCUUUCUUUGGUUUAAUAUUUGAUUCUUGGAACAAUGUUAAUGUCACUGUGAGAUUAGCUGCCUGCUUGCAGGGGAAUGUACUUUGCAAUAGACAAGUUAUCAAAAGGUUGUGCUGAAGAGAGGAACAGCCAAUAACAAAUACCAUGUAUAAUUCA